GUGAUUUGCCGCUCUGCAGCGGCUUUGAAUGAUUUGGAGGGUGGCGGCUGGGAGGUGCGGGCUCCAUGGACCCUGUUGGUCACACGCAGCCGGGGCUGCGGCGGCGCUGAAAGCUGCCGGCUCCCGACACCGCAGCCUCGGAAGAAGACCCGCUCAGCACCCCCUGGGCUCCAGCGGCCCUGCUCCGGACCACGAUCUGCUCCAGCAGCCAUCGCCUCCCCUCGGCCCUGCCAGAUGCCCGCUCCUGCUGAGCCCGCUCAACUUUUGUAGCUGGCAAUUGGCAGCCCUUGAUCCCCGAGAUGACCCUGAGAGCUUGGCUGCUGUGCAUAUCCUGGACCCUGGUUGCAUCGCUGCAACUUCAGCAGGGCAUGCCAAAUGUAUGUCUGGAACAAGAGCUGGCAAUAGUGGGACAGCGACAGCCGUGUGUUCAGGCUUUUACCCAUCUUGUCAAGAUGUGGAAACAAGGCUGCACCGGACAUAGGUGGUGUAUAGCCUAUGAGAGAAGGACGGGGUAUUACACAGUCUACAAACAAGUGUACAUCAUAGAGCAUCAAACUGUCUACAAAUGUUGUCCAGGAUGGACCCAAGAAGAUGAUGAACCUGGCUGCCUACACUUGUUGUGCUCUGUAGGCACUUGCUUCAAUGGCGGGAAAUGCUCUGAAGGAGGAUCCCUGAUGUGCCAAUGUCCAGCAGGAUUUCAGGGUCCGCGCUGCCAGUAUGAUGUAAAUGAAUGUACCAUCGAGAAUGGCAGCUGUCAGGACCAGUGCUGCAAUACUAUUGGCAGCUACUACUGCAGGUGUCCAGCUGGCCAGAAACUGGGCGAAGAUGGAAAAUCAUGUGAAGAUAUCGAUGAAUGUGCAGUAGUGAAUGGAGGGUGCCAGCAGAGCUGCGUUAACACUCUGGACUCCUUCUAUUGCAUAUGCGAUAUGGGAUACAGACUCCAUGCUGAUGAACGCACCUGCAUAGUAAUGGACCCCUGUACAAAUGUGAAUGGAGGAUGCUCACACAUCUGUCAAAAUGAGAGAGGAUUUGUAAAGUGUGAGUGCCAUCCUGGAUACUAUCUUUCUGCAGACAGAAAGUCCUGUGGAGACAUUGAUGAGUGUGCAGAAGAGACAGCCAGGUGUGCUCAUCGUUGUGUGAACACCCUAGGGUCCUUCACCUGUGUUUGUAAUCCUGGCUUUGAGAUGGGGGCUGAUGGAAAACAGUGCUACCGCAUCGAAAUGGAAAUUGUCAAUAGCUGUGAAAGCAACAGUGGCGGUUGUUCUCAUCACUGCGUGCACUCGAUUGGUGGGCCUCACUGUUCUUGCAACCAGGGAUAUCUCCUUGAUUUGGAUGGGAAAACGUGCACAGACCUGGAUGAAUGUGAGUCCAGUGAGGCCUGUUGUUCCCAGUUCUGCAUGAACUACAUUGGAGGCUAUGAGUGCAGCUGCAAGGCAGGGUUCCGGCUUAACGCGGAUGGCUGCGUAUGUGAUGAUGUGGAUGAGUGUCUUGGUGACAAUGCCAGCUGUGACCAAAUCUGUGUUAAUUCUCUGGGAUCAUAUGAGUGCAUGUGUAGAGAAGGCUACAGACUUAAUCUCAACAGACAUUCCUGCAUCUAUGAUGAUGAGCUAGAGGAGGAGGAAGAAGAGAAACCAGAGAUCGCUAGGAUUCCAGGCCUUCAGUUCAGAAGACCUCCUCAGCUGCUUCAUUAUGCUGCUGCACUUGGCACCUUCUAUGAGAAUGAGGACAAAGAUGUACGAGGAGAACUCACUCUCAUGCGUAAAGUUGCUUGCUCCCCUGGGACUUAUGGGAAAAAUUGUAAUAGCAUUUGUAAGUGUCAGAAUGGAGGCUCAUGCGACCAUGUAACAGGACAAUGUCACUGCCCACCAGGAAUUAAUGGACAGAUUUGUGAGGAUGGCUGUCCAAAAGGAUUCUUUGGGAAGAACUGUAACAAGAAAUGUAACUGUUCCAACAAUGGCUAUUGCCAUAGACUCUAUGGAGCCUGUCUGUGUGACCCAGGGUUAUAUGGUCGCUUCUGCCAUCUAACUUGUCCUAAGUGGGCCUUUGGAGCUGGCUGUUCAGACGAAUGUCAGUGUGUCAAGGAGAACACUCUGGCAUGCAAUGCCAGAAAUGGUACUUGCACCUGCAAACCAGGUUAUCAAGGGAACAAGUGCCAGAAAGAAUGUACGCCUGGCUUUUAUGGAGCUGGCUGUAAGCUGAAGUGCAACUGUCCUGCUGAUGCUUCAUGUGACCAGGAGACUGGAGACUGCAAGCGUCCGUGCCCACCAGGUUUCCAUGGAGAAAGGUGCCAUUUAUAUUGUCCUGAUGGUCUGUGGGGAGUAGACUGUCAGUUCUUCUGUGAGACCUGUGAAAAUGGAGGGAAGUGUAACAAAGAGACUGGAAUCUGUGACUGCCCUCUGGGGUACACUGGGAAAUCCUGCUACCUACCCUGCCCAAAUGGUUACUAUGGGCAAAACUGUCUGUCGCAGUGCAGCUGUAAUAGCAGUGCUCAGUGUCACCAUGUUACCGGAGAGUGCACAUGUCCUUCUGGCUGGAGUGGCCAUGACUGCAAACGUCCUUGUGAUGCUGGCCAUUGGGGAGAGCGCUGUGAAAGCUUGUGUGUCUGCAAUAACAGCGAUGGUAGCUGUGACCCAGUCACUGGGAUUUGUUUCUGUGAAGCAGGAUACUCUGGGAAACACUGUGAGCAUAGCUGCCCUAAGGGAACCUUUGGCCCAAAUUGUAAGUACAGCUGUCAGUGCCAGAAUGGAGCUGCCUGUGAUCAUGUGAGUGGAGCCUGUACUUGUGCGGCUGGCUGGACAGGAACUUUUUGUGAAAAAGCUUGUCCAGGUGGAUUUUUUGGACUUGACUGCCACCAGGUGUGUGAAUGCAAGAAUGCAGCUCACUGUGACCACAUCAUAGGAACGUGUCAGUGCCUCCCUGGAUGGAUGGGAGCCAAGUGUGACCAAUCCUGCCAAGGUGACAGUUAUGGGGAAGGCUGCAGUCAUGCUUGUAAUUGUCACAAUGGAGCGCGCUGUGAUCAUGUAACCGGGAUGUGUAUUUGCGCAGCAGGAUGGAGAGGAGCUACCUGCCAGCAAGCCUGUCCUUCUGGUUUAUAUGGCAUGAACUGUUUGCAGCACUGCAUCUGUCGCAAUCAGGCUGUGUGUGAUCAUGUAACUGGACAAUGCAUUUGUCCCAAAGGCUGGACUGGUAUAGCCUGUGAACUUGAGUGUGAGGAUGGGAAGUAUGGAGAGAGCUGUGAGGAGAACUGUAGCUGUGGCAAUGGUGGAAUUUGUGACCGACAUUCAGGGAAGUGCAACUGCCAUCCAGGAUGGAUCGGGGACCAGUGCAAUGUUGCCUGUCCCUCUGGAUUCUUUGGAAAGCAGUGUGAGGAACGGUGUGACUGUGAGCACAGCUCUUCCUGCCACCAUCAGAGUGGAGUGUGUCACUGUGAAAAAGGAUGGCGAGGAAAACGAUGCGACAAACCUUGCUUGCCUGGCUACUAUGGCAAUUACUGCACCAAGCGUUGCAACUGCCCUUCGGGUACCCCUUGUUACCAUGUGAAUGGAGAGUGUGGCUGUCCUCAAGGAUUCACUGGCUAUGGCUGUGAAAAAACUUGUCCACCAGGCACAUAUGGUAAGAACUGUAACCAACUAUGUCAGUGCUCUGAAGAGAAUGAGGAAUGUCACCCAGCGACAGGCAAAUGCACCUGCCGACCAGGUUAUUAUGGAAUCCACUGUGACCUGGAAUGUCCACAAGGUACCUAUGGUCCAUACUGCCAAAAGGCAUGUAAAUGUUUUAAUGGAGGCCAGUGUGAUACUGUGACAGGAACCUGUGAUUGUCUUCCUGGCUUUAUUGGUGCUGACUGUAGUAAAAUUUGUCCUGUAAGCCGCUAUGGGAAGGACUGCAUCCUGUUGUGCUCCUGUGGGAAAGGGCAAUGUGACCCAGUGACUGGCAUGUGCCACUGUCCACCUGGCCAAAUUGGACCCAGUUGUCAGCAAGUGUGUCCCCAGGGAAGCUACGGCCCCAGCUGCCAGCUAAUGUGUAUCUGUAAGAAUGGUGGUAUCUGUGACCCUGUGAAUGGAUCUUGUUCCUGUGGACUUGGGUGGACAGGAAGUUAUUGUGAGAAAGAGUGUGCCCUGGGUAGAUAUGGUUCUGACUGCCACUUAAAUUGCUCUUGUCACAAUAAUGGAUCUUGUGACAGGUUUACUGGUUGCUGCCUAUGUCCAGAAGGUUACUACGGUCACUCUUGUGAGCACACCUGCCCUGCUGGAUUUUAUGGUGUAAACUGCAUUCACUCUUGUGAUUGUAAAAAUGGAGCUACUUGCAAUCCGGUGACUGGACAGUGCAUUUGUCCUGCAGGUUAUGAAGGUGUCCAGUGUCAAAAAGGCUGUAAUGUCGGAAGAUUUGGAGACAAAUGUCAGCAUCAGUGUGACUGUGAAGGAGUAGCCUCAUGUGAACCUGUAACUGGAAGGUGCCUUUGUCCACCUGGCAGGACUGGAGACAAAUGCAACAUUGAAUGCAGGUCAGACCAGUACGGCCCCAGCUGCUCUCUGAGAUGCCAAUGUGCCAAAAGAUCCCAGUGUCAUCCUUACAAUGGAAGCUGCAUGUGUCCUGCCAAGUGGAUGGGGCCAACCUGUGAAGAAGGAGGCCCUCCAAAAUUUCCUUCAUAUGAAGAACAAACUCAGGAAAGAGGGAAUGCUUUUUCAAGAUCUCUACAACAGUAAUGCUUGGACUAAUAAAUGAAUUGUUUUAUAGGCACAGGCAGUAUUUAAACUUGAGUACAAGAACUGCUUGAAUUCAGUUUGAACUGUGCUGAAAUAUUCACACUUUUUCAUGGAAGACAACAGUGGCCAAUAAGUAGUUUGGAUCCCUUUUUAAAACUUCUAACCUGUUUCAUUUAUUUGUUCUUAACCUCCUACUUCUCAAUUUAUCCACUCUGGAUAGUCUUUCAGAUUGCUGUUGUCACGUAUUGUUUGAAUUACAUGUGGGGGGAAAUAUUUUUAGCGAACUGAUAUUUCAAGACUAUCAUGAUAAAAAAAGUAAUAUACACAUUAACAAUGAGCCACAUUAAAUACCAGUGGCUUUCUAAACCCAGCUGGCAAUGGGACUGGUGAUAAUACCUGUUUGAACUCGGAGGUCUCAAGCUUAGAUCUGGUUUAUGUAAAAGAGUCUAUCUACCAGAGGACAGAAUGGAAUCUGUGUGGGUUUUCUUCAUGCGCUAUCUAGUAGAUUUAGUUUUGCUGGUUUGUCAAAGUCAAACUAUUCAGUGGCUGUCAAAGACACAGCCCCUUUUCAUUUCAGAAGAAAGCUAUAUCUUUCGUGGAUGGUGUGGGAAGCAGGCAGAGAUAUCUGAUUAUUGGUGAUUUUAAGAAAAAAUAUAUCUCCUUUUAAAUAAGACAUUGUAAUGUGCUUGUACUACCCAGUUUGGUGAAGUAAGACUUUAAAUUCUGAGAAAUUUAAAAUGGUUCUGACUUUGUUCAAUGUUAUCUGUUGAUCACUUUGUAAAACAAAGUGAUCAUGGUUACUGAAAAUAUAGUUAAUACUAUUUUUGUCCAUUUUACAGGUUAUCCUUUAAAUAUAGGACUAAGUAACUGUAAAAAUACAAUGUUCUACAUCAGUGGUUCCCAAACUUGUUCUGCCGCUUGUA
Chelonoidis abingdonii (Abingdon island giant tortoise) is the source of this 5626-nucleotide messenger RNA. Lineage: Eukaryota; Metazoa; Chordata; Testudines; Testudinidae. The record is from RefSeq and is a predicted model, not a curated record.